ACGUGAGACGAGAGGUGUGUAAGUCUCUGUGCGAGUCUAACAAAGAGGUGACACCACUGCUCUGUGAUCGUAGGCUCUUAUGAUUAGCUAUAGACUCUCAUUACUGUCGCGCAGUGCUUUCUGCCUUUCCGUUCAUUGAUCAGGUCGAUGAGUUCCUUGACCGCGAAUUUGGCGACUUGAUUGGAAGAGAGAGCUCCUUAACGGCUCCAGCUCCUGCAGCGUUAAGCUACCGGAGGACGAACGGAAUUAUCGGGAACAAUGGCUUCGGCACAGGAGAAGAACAGACAGCUGAUUCAAGAAUUUGUCAAACAACCGGGAAACGACUCUUGCGCGGACUGCGGAGCGCCAGACCCUGACUGGGUGUCGUGUACUCUGGGUGUGUUUCUGUGUCAGGGCUGCUCCCUCAUCCACCGCAGCCUCCCUCACAUCAGCCGCCUCAAGGCCGUACAGGACCCCUCUUGGGACACCGCCGAGGUGGAGUUGGUCACCUUAUUGGGGAACCUCGCGGCCAAAGCCAAGUAUGAACAGAGCGUCCCAGCUUUCUACUACAGACCCAAACACACAGACUGCAGGUUGCUACGGGAGCAGUGGGUGAAGGCCAAGUAUGAGAGGCAGGAGUUCAUGUACAUCGAGAAACAAGAGCCCUAUUCAGCAGGUUACAGGGAGGGGUAUCUAUGGAAACGGGGCCGUGACAACGGGCAGUUCCUGAGCCGCAAGUUCAUCCUAUCAGAGAGAGAGGGAGCACUUAAGUACUACAACAAGCAGGAUGCUAAGGACCCUAAAGCGGUUAUGAAGAUCGAGACUCUCAACGCUACAUUCCAGCCUGCUAAGAUUGGGAACGCCUGUGGCCUGCAGAUCACCUACCUGAAGGACAACAGCACCCGCAACAUCUUUGUGUAUCAUGAAGACGGCAAGGAAAUGGCGGACUGGUUUAAUGCCAUUCGGGCAGCUCGCUUCCAUUAUCACCAGGUGGCUUUCCCUGGAGCCAAUGACACAGAUCUGAUCCCCAAACUCACACGCAACUUUAUGAAGGAAGGCUUCAUGGAGAAAACAGGGCCUAAGCAUACAGAGGGCUUUAAGAAGAGAUGGUUUACCAUGGAUGACAGAAGACUCAUGUACUUCAAAGACCCACUGGAUGCAUUUGCGCGUGGUGAGGUGUUUAUAGGUAGUAAGGAGAACAGCUACACGGUUCUGUCUGGUCUCCCUCCCUCCACCCAAGGCUACCAUUGGCAAUAUGGCAUCACCAUAGUAACGCCAGACAGGAAGUUCCUGUUUGCGUGUGAGACAGAGGCGGAGCAACGGGACUGGAUCGCCGCUUUCCAGAGAGUCGUCAACCGACCUAUGCACCCGCAGGAGUACGCAGUUGAGGCUCAUUUUAAACACAAGCCCUGACACUGCAACCUCAGGGAUGGACCCUCCCAACCACCAAUCCAGAGCCAGACUGAGAGACAACUCCCGCCUCCAACUCGUUCCUUGUCCAAUCAGAGGCCAGGAUGCAGAGCUGUGCAUAGGAGGAAGUCCCUGUCAUCACAACCAACCUCUCCUCACUGUCAUAUUCAGCCAAUCAUUACACACUCCUGUAGCUAUCUGCCCUCUCAUUGGCCAAUUGUAUAAUUAUAAUCCCUCCAGGAUCAGGGUUACCUGUGAAUCUUUGAAUCAGGAGUAUUUUGAUGGGUUGUCAGAAUCCGAUAUCUAAUCUUAUCAUCCAUUAUACGCUUGAAGGAUCGCUGACUGGAGCUGACACCAGCCAGCAGCAGACCCUGGAGACACUGGCCCGCGCUGACACCGCAUGUGGGCUGCAUGUGGGCCGAAAUCAGGCCCAGAUCGGACCCUGCUUCGACCCUGAUCUGACUUUGAUCUGUCCUUGAUCUGGUCCAAGUCUGGCUUGGAUUUGGUCUUGAUCUGAUUUAAAUCUGGUCUUAAUCUGAUCUGGAUCUGGUGGGGAUGUGCCCUGCUCCAGAGUUAGCUGCUAGCUGUCUGUGUGGGCAGAUGUUAUAUUCCUGUGACUGAGCUUAUUUAUUUAACACACCACAGGUCUGUGGACCAAGGCUGCUUUGGGGUGCUGUAAGGUCUCCUCAUGUCUUGUUGGGUGAUGUGUAUGUGUGUGUGUGUGUGUGUGUGUGUGUGUGUGUGUGUGUGUCUGAUCUCUCUGUUAUCAUGUUGUUUAAUAAAAACAGACUUAUCUCCCUGUC
Clupea harengus (Atlantic herring) is the source of this 2192-nucleotide messenger RNA. Its product is annotated as arf-GAP with dual PH domain-containing protein 1. Gene Ontology annotation, biological process: positive regulation of GTPase activity. The record is from RefSeq and is a predicted model, not a curated record. NCBI's taxonomy places the organism in Eukaryota, Metazoa, Chordata, Actinopteri, Clupeiformes, Clupeidae. Gene Ontology annotation, cellular component: plasma membrane; intracellular membrane-bounded organelle; cytoplasm. Gene Ontology annotation, molecular function: phosphatidylinositol-3,4,5-trisphosphate binding; phosphatidylinositol bisphosphate binding; GTPase activator activity.